UCCCACUCGGCGGCGGGGCGGCGGGGCCAUGCGGGCGCCCGGGACACGGCGGCCCGCGCCGCCCGCCGCCUGAGCCCCCCGAGCCGCGGAGCAGCGGCCCGAGCCCCGGAGCAGCGGCCCGAGCCCCCCGGAGCAGCGGCCCGAGCCCCGGAGCAGCGGCCCGAGCCCCCCGGAGCAGCGGCCCGAGCCCCGGAGCAGCGGCCCGAGCCCCCGAGCAGCGGCCGGAGCCGGCGGCAUGAUCCGACGGGCCGGGGCGGGCGCGCGCGGGGGCCCCGCGGGUCCUGUUCCAGGUGUUGGCAAAGAAGAGGGAGAGGAAGAGGAGGAGGAGGAUGUCAUGGGGCCUUGUCUGCCAGUCAGCCCGAAGAACUGCCUUCCCCUGCGAGGUAUUAGUGUCCUGGAGAAGCUCAUCAAAACAUGCCCGGUGUGGCUGCAACUGGGUCUGGGCCGGAUGGAGGCAGCCAGGAUCCUGCAGCAAGAGGUGGCUGGGACAUUCCUGGUCUGUCAGGAUAGCAGCUUGAAGCAUCUGGUGCUCUGUGUCCACUUCCCUUCCCCGAAUGAGAGCUCGUCCAAAGUGCUCGAAUAUGCGGUUAAAGAAGAAAAAUCAAUACUGUACCUGGAAGGCUCUGUUCUUGUGUUUGAGGACAUCUUCAGACUGAUUGCAUUCUACUGUGUCAGUAGAGAUUUGCUGCCCUUCACGCUGAGGCUGCCCCAGGCCAUCCUUGAAGCCAGCAGCUUCACAGACCUCGAGACCAUCUCCAACCUGGGCCUGGGCUUCUGGGACUCAUCGCUGAACCCCCGGCGAGGCAGUGGGAGCUCCGUGGAGCCCCCGAGGGACCCGGCACCCAGAGCACCCCCGGCCUGCGGCCUCAGGCCCACCGCCCGGUCCGGGAACUGCUCGUGUGAAAUCGAGCUGUCCGGAGGAAACGACCGCCUGUGGUUUGUGAAUCCCAUCUUCAUCGAGGACUGUGGUGGCGGCGGUGCCCUGCCUGCCGCCCCGCCGACCCCCGGAAGCUGCCCCACACGCUCGCUGCCCCCCACCUCCUGCACUACCUCACCCACCUCUAAGUGGGCCCCGCGCCGCCCGGCACCCCCUCCCCCGGCGCCCCCUCCCCCAGCCCCCCCUCUGCAGCCCAGCGGCCCCCAGCGGCCCCCUCCACCCCCAGCUCUGGUUCCCGCUUGUCCUUUGCCCAGUUCCCCCCCAGCAGCUGCUCCCCCACCUCCAGAGGCCCUUCCUCCCACACCCCCGGCAUCUGCCCCCCACCUUGCCCCCCAUGCCCCAGGCCCCCCAGACCUUCCAAGCCAAGCGCCCAUGGCAGCCUGCGAGAGGCUCUCACGGCCCCCGACAGGCCUGGGGCCCCUCAGGGAGGAAGAGAUGAAGCCUGGGCCGGCCCCCGGCCCCUUGCCGCAGCCCCCUGCCCCUCUUAUCCCCGUGAAGAACCUCCCCGCUGCACCGCCCAGACGCCGCAUCUCUGAGAAGGUCUCCCUGGAGGACCAGGCUGCUGGGAGGGUGGACAGGACGCUGCCUGCCAUGGGGGAGCAGCCGGGGCUUCCCAGGGCUCCCGUGCUCAACCCUCCUCCCCCGGGGACAUCGGAGCAAGGUCAGGAAGCGGUGGCCCGAGCUUGUGACCCGGGGAGUGUGCCAGAGCCACCGAGGAAGGUCCGGCAGCCCCCAGUCCCGCCCCCCAGGAGGAAACGGAUCUCCCGGCAGCUGGCCUCGGGCCUUCCCAGUCCUGUGGAGAGCACCGAGUCCUCCUCCGUGAAGGACGAGGCCCCCCAGAAACCCACACCGGGUGCGCCCGGGGAAGGCCGUGGCCCUGCGUCCUGUGCGAGGACUCAGAGCCCACAGGCCCAGGCCGGCAGCCGGCCCCAGAGCUCUGCAGAGUUCAAGGGCUCCCUGGCCUCCCUGUCCGACAGCCUGGGAGCGUCGGCCUUGGCCGCGGACCAGGAUUCCUACUCCACCAGCAGCACGGAGGAGGAGCCCGAGCACCUGGGCGGUGCUGGCAAGAAGAAGCCCUCCGUGAUCCUGGGCAAGGCGCGGCACCGCCUGAGCUUCGUCAGUUUCACCAACGUGUUCCACGCGUUCCUGUCCAAUGACCGUAAGCUGUACAAGAAGGUGGUGGAGCUGGCGCAGGACAAGGCCUCAUACUUCGGCAACCUGGUGCAGGACUACAAGGUGUACAGCCUGGAGAUGAUGGCACGCCAGACCUCCAGCACGGAGAUGCUGCAGGAGAUCCGCACCAUGAUGACACAACUCAAGAGCUACCUGCUGCAGAGCACCGAGCUCAAGGCCCUGGUGGACCCCGCCCUACACCCUGAAGAGGAGCUAGAGGCCAUCGUGGAGUCGGCCUUGUAUAAGUGUGUGCUGAAGCCCCUGAAGGAGGCCAUCAACACAUGCCUGCGGGAGAUCCACAGCAAGGACGGCUCCCUGCAGCAGCUCAAGGAGAACCAGCUGGUGGUCCUGGCCACCACCACCACGGACCUGGGCGUGACCACCAGCGUGCCUGAGGCGCCCGUCAUGGAGAAGAUCCUGCAGAAGUUCACCAGCAUGCACAAGGCCUACUCGCCCGAGAAGAAGAUCGCCAUCCUGCUCAAGACCUGUAAGCUCAUCUAUGACUCCAUGGCCCUCGGCAACCCAGGGAAGCCCUACGGGGCAGACGACUUCCUGCCAGUGCUUAUGUACGUGCUGGCCCGCAGCAACCUCGCGGAGAUGCUCCUCAACGUGGAGUACAUGAUGGAGCUCAUGGACCCCGCCCUACAGCUGGGGGAGGGGUCCUACUACCUGACCACCACCUACGGGGCCCUAGAGCACAUCAAGAACUAUGACAAGAUCACAGUGACCCGGCAGCUGAGCGUGGAGGUGCAAGACUCCAUCCACCGCUGGGAGCGCCGGCGCACGCUCAACAAGGCCCGGGCCUCCCGCUCCUCGGUGCAGGACUUCAUCUGCGUGUCGUACCUGGAGCCCGAGCGGCAGGCGCGGACGCUGGCGUCGCGGGCAGACACGCCGGCCGAGGCGCUGUGCGCGCAGUGCGCCGAGAAGUUCGAGGUGCCGCGGCCGCAGGACCACCGGCUCUUCGUGCUGGUGGACGGCCGCUGCUUCCGGCUGGCGGACGAGGCGCUGCCGCACCGCAUCAAGGGCUACCUGCUGCGGAGCGAGCCCAAGCGCGACUUCCACUUCGUGUACCGGCCCCUGGACGGCGGCGGGGCCGCGGGGGGGCCGCCGUGCCUCGUGGUGCGCGAGCCCAACUUCCUGUGACGCGGCCCCGCCCCGCCCCGCCCCGCGACCCCCGGGACCCCCGGGACCCCCGGGACCCCCGGGCCGCGCCCCGCACCGAGCUGAGGCCCCGCGCACCGCCGGGACCGCCGGGACCGCCGGGACCGCCGGACCGACAGCCCCUGUGCUUCGCUAGGCAGAAAGGGAGCCUGCGGCUCAGAGACAGACGGGACUGCCCCGCCCGCUGCCGCCGCCGCCCGACCUGGCCCUGCCGCCGCUCGGCCCUGCAGGCCGGUCCCCCUCCCCCGGGGCCCCCGGGACCAUCCUUCCCGAGCAGCCUCAGCCCGGCUCAGCUUCGCGGGGCCCUCGGGGUGGAGCGGGGGCGGGCACACUCCCGGCGCCUCGGGAGCAUCUCCCAGGGUGUGUGCGGGACACGAGCCCCACCCUGAGCCGGGCGGCCUCACCCCAGCACCCGCAGCCGCCCUCGCGCCGCAGGCCCUGAGCACCCAUCGCAAGCACCAGGAGGGCCGAGCACAGCCAGCCCGGCGUCUGCGGCGUCUCCGUGGACAAGCCCAGCUUCAGCCUGCCGAGAGCCGGCUCGGAGCCCUAACCCGGUGGGCACGCCCCACGGUGCGGCUGGGGGAGAACCUAAUAAACGCCCUCUUAAAAAUGGCAUCUCUCACUCCCCUUCCUGCCCAGCUCCCUCCCAGGUGGGGUCAGAGGCCACGCUCCCUGCGAACCUGAGGCCCGUCCUGUGCACAGUUGGCCACAUGCUCUCAGCCACGUAGCUCGCGCCGCCUGUCCAGGCCGCACCUCGGCCGGCUGCUGGCAGCCUCCCCACCAUUUGCGGUUCCCACAGCACCCCCACCUCGGGAUCCCACACGUCCAUGCUUCCACUACUUAUCCUGGGAAUACCAUUCCCUGUAGCCACUGUUUGGUCAGACUCCUAUUUGUCCUUCAAAGUUCGUCUCUGACUUCCUCGGCUGGCCAGGUAGUGCUUGCACACUUUCCCGCAGCCCCUGGGCUCAUCCCCUCCCAAGAGACAUCGGAUUGCAGUUGUCUCUCGAUACUUGGGCCCCAUCCCCCGGACUAUUCAUGACUGCAUCCUCUGCGUUGAUUUGAAAUACGCGUUUGUGGAGUGCCAGUUACAUGUCAGCACCGCUCUAGGGAAGCAGAGAGAACAGAACAGGGUUCAAAUGGAGCCUCGAUGUGAAGGCGAUGCACCACGCUGCAUGCCCUGAAUAAACCCCCGGGCAUCAAGCAGCUUAUUCAGCCAGCAGCUGCCGGGGCUGCGGCCUGUUAGCGGGUCCCCUGCAUCGUUUCCUUUAGUGGGCAGAGGAAGGCACGGCGGCUUGGAGCGGGCCAAGGACCCACCACAGCCCCGCACUUAAAGGGUACGUUGGUUUCGCCACAUUCUGGAGGCUGGACGUCUGUGGGGUCACUCUCCCCCCACCCAGCCUGUGGGGCUGCCUCCCAUGGCCUUGCUCCUCUGCCUGAGCACCCCAAGUCUCCGCCUACCCAGAUGCCCGGCCCACUGGAGCAGAGCCCACCGGUCUGCCCUCAGGUCACCCUAACGCCCUCUUUAAUGCCCGUCUCCAUGUGCCAUCACAUUCUGAGAUGCUAGGGAUCAGGGCUUCAUCUGAGGGACCUUGGGGGACGCGUUCAGCACAUCACAGGGGGUGACUCACCCGAGGGCACAUGCCCCUUAGAGGCCAAAGUGGGGUUUGAACUCAGGGCUGACCUACCCUAAAUCCAAGGCUGUUUUUCCUGCUGCACACGACCUCCCACGUGACCUGUGACCUGACACAGAGACGCCAGGCUUGCUAAGCUGGCCCAUGAGGCUCUGCCCUGGGCAAGGUUGCCUGAAGCAGCUGGUCACGGCAAGCACGGCAAGCACCGGUCAUGGCAACGCCAUAGGGCUGACCCGGCAGAUGGGGGUGGGGAUGGGGGGGUGAGGGGGAGCGGCCAGACUUGGCUGAACCAGCCCCACCUCUCCGCAGACCUGAGCAAGGGGUCGGGAGUCCAGUGCUGAGUGUAUGUGUGUGUGUGUCUAGGAGUGAUAGGACAGAGGCUGUCGCGUGUGACGGAGGCCUCGGUGUCCCCUCCCCAGUGUGCGUCCCCUCCCCUUGGCAGGUUGCCCCCUGAGCCAGGCUGACACUGGGUCCCGCCUGGGGCUUGCUCCUGCAGCCCCAGGGCCGACCAGUGACAGCUGCGUGCGAAGUCCUGCCCAUCAAGGGAAAAGUCUCAAACUGGCCCAACGUUGCCCAGCCCGUGACACCUUCACGUGGCCUCAGUCCACUUUGCCGCAGCUAUGAGCAGGUUCCUGCUGGGGGACCAGGGACAGGCCUGGGGGGCAGCAAGCAGAGAGCAGAGGCCUGAGGAGGAAGGAUAGGUGGGAGGGGGGGGACACACUGGGGGCAGCAGAGACGCCCCCCAGCCCCCACUCACCGGCCCAGCAGCCAUCUGGGGGGUAGACAGAGGCCAUGUCUGGACAGCGGCACACGCAGGGCGACACGCAGGGCGACACGCAGGGCGACACGGUCUCUGGCAGGCCCACGCCCCCUCCCCUUGCCCCUCCCCGUCCCAGCUCCUAAAGGUGGUUUCCGGCCCCAGUGCAGGAACCAGGCCGGCAGGCCCUGGUAGGGGAGCCUCAGGCCGUGAGAAGGUAAACCGCUGGGGAGGUGCACACAGGCGGGAGGGCGCCCACCGCACCACCUCGGGACCAGGGGGCAGAAAUCCCAUUGAGGCCCCGCUCCAGGCGGCUGCUCCUGGUGGGGGCCAGGUUACCCCCGGUUGAAGGGGCACCUGGUCCAACGGUGUGGAGGCAGCACAGGGUCCCCAGGGCGUGCGGGGGAAGUCAGACCUGGGGGGCCCUGGGCCACCCGCCUGUUUUCAGCCUUGGUGACUGGCCGGUGGCGGCAGUAGGCGGGGGCUGCUCCGGGGCUCUAGCGGGUGGACGGCGCCCUGGAGGUGGGCGUGUGCGAGCCGAGCCGGGGGCUUGAAGGGGAAGGAGCAGGCGAGAGCCAAGGGAGCAGGCCCGCGAGAGCGACAGGGACGGCUUGGCCGGCGUCGGUGCACAGCGCCCCUGAAGGGCCCGACGCUCCUCCUCAAUGGAUCAGAGGGGCCUCGCCAGGGCGAGUUCUUCCCGCCCUCCCGGGGAGAGGGCACCUCCCUCCAGGGCAGGGGGCGGGUUCCUGGCAGCCUUUCUGAAAAAAUCCAGAUCUGCCUGAGCUGGAGGCCUCUCAGUGACGCCGCAGCCCAUGUCAUGCGCCCAGGGAUCCCAGGUCUUCACCAGCACCUGAGCAGCCCUGUUAGCUUGGGGGGCGAGGGGAGGUAAGGCUGUAGGCCACCCUUGACGAGGGGGCUGCAGGUGGUGAGAACAGCCACGAGGAAGGGGCCGCACGCAGGGCCACCGGGUCGGUCGGUUGUCUCAAGGUGGCCCAAGCAGCAGGGGGUAAUGGGCCAGGCCCUGAAGAGCCCACAUGGCAGCUCAAGGAGGCUGGAAGGUCUGCACUCACACGUGGUACAGAACUGGAGGGGCCUAGGGAGGGGGCAGGGGUUGACCAAAGCCUGCCCCGGUGACCAGGGGAGAGUUCCCCCCGUUGGCAGUCCCUCAAAUUAAUGAUACAGGCCUUGAGCACCAAGCGCGAUCAGAGGGCACUGUGACCCUCAGAGGUAGAACUCGGGGAUUCAUUAGCGGUUAACCCCCCCAUGCUCAACCCACACGUGCCCUCCUCAGUGCCUGCCAUCUGUGACCUGUCCCCAACCCGGCCCCUCCGGCGACCCCCAGUGUUUCCUAGAGUUCAGCGUCUCUUACGGUUUGCCUCCCUCCCUGAUUUCAUCUUACUUCCCCCUCCCUGCCCCUUGGUUCCUGUUUGUUUCUUAAAUUCCACAUGAGUGAAAUCAUGUAAUCAUCUUUCUCUGACAUCGCCCUCUUGUUUCACCCACAUCAUUCCAAACUUCAUCCUUUCUGAUGGCUAAUAUACCACUGUAUAUAUACACCACAUCGUAUCCAUUCAUCUGCCGAUGGACAGACACAGUGCUCCUUCCACAAGGCUCCUUCCACAGUGUGGCUAUUGUGGACAUGGCUGCUGGAAACAUCGGGGUGCAGGUGUCCCGGCGUUUCAUUGCAUCUGAAUCUUUGGGGUAAAUCCCCAGCAGUGUAAUUGCUGGGUCGUAGGGAAGGUCUAUUUUUAACCCUUUGAGGACCCUCCACACAGUUUUCCAGAGUGGCUGCACCAGUUCACAUUCCCACCAACGGGGCAGGAGGGUUCCCCUUUCUCCACAUCCUCUCCAACAUUUGUUUCCUGUCUUGUGGGUUGUAGCCAUUGUAGGUGAGGUGGAGUCUCACUGUGGCUCUGAAUUUCCCUGCUGCUGAGGGAUGUGGGGCAUGUUCUCACGUAAAAGGCAUUACCGUUUCUGUUAAGUGGGCAAGAGUGACCGGGUGUCUAGGGAAGCACAUGCUACAAAGCCAGAGACACCGGGGGAGUGGGUGUGGGGGCAGGGGCAGGCUGUGACGGGCUGGAGCGGGAGGGGUUUCUGGGGGCUGCUAUGGUUCACCGUAGGUGGCAGCGAGCCCUGAGCCAUGGCGCCGAGGUCUGGCCGCGUGUUGCUCUGGUGUUGUUGGGGUGUUCUUCGGCUGGAAUUCACGUGGAAACUGGCGGGAUGUUGAGUAAAGCAGAUCACCCUCUGCAGUGUGUGUGGGGGGGUCCAUCCAGUCUGUUGAAGGCCCCAUAGAGCAGUGUGACCUCCCCGAGCAAGGAUUCCACUGGCAGACAGCUCUUGGACGUGAACUGUAACCACCCCCUUGGUCUCCAGUCUACAGACUUUGGACUUAACUGAGCCUCCAGUCACGUGAGUUGACUCUAAGACGAAUCUGUCCUCACACACAUGUACACAUGACGGGCUCUGUUUCUGUGAGAACCUUGACCUGACUUCUCUUUCUUGAUAAUGGUGAGAGCUACAAGGAUGUUCACCUUAAACUUCACUAAGCAAUGUACUAGUUUUGCAUGAUAUUCUGGUUUUCUGAUGAGAAGGUAUGUUGCACACAGGUGUUGAUACACAGAUGGGGGUUUUGCUGAAUAAAUGAUAUUUGGGAUUUA
Molecule: messenger RNA, 8313 nt
Organism: Nyctereutes procyonoides (raccoon dog)
Lineage: Eukaryota; Metazoa; Chordata; Mammalia; Carnivora; Canidae
Gene: RIN3
Product: Ras and Rab interactor 3
Exons: 10
Coding region: 236-3253 (1005 amino acids)
Biological process (GO): signal transduction; vesicle-mediated transport
Cellular component (GO): cytosol; endocytic vesicle
Molecular function (GO): small GTPase binding; guanyl-nucleotide exchange factor activity
Source: RefSeq, a predicted model, not a curated record